Messenger RNA from Saxophila tyrrhenica, 882 nucleotides. RefSeq lists its product as uncharacterized. The transcript has 2 exons. The record is from RefSeq and is a predicted model, not a curated record. Bases 1 to 882 code for a protein of 293 amino acids. Lineage: Eukaryota; Fungi; Ascomycota; Dothideomycetes; Mycosphaerellales; Extremaceae.
AUGGCGCACGCCUCCUCCAGCGCCAACCUUAGCGUCUCGAACAUCUUCAGCUUCAAGGACCAUGUUUGCCUUGUGACAGGAGGUGCCACCGGACUGGGUGAGAUGGCAGCACAGGCGUUCGUGCAGAACGGCGCCAAAGUCAUCAUCGCCAGCCGAAAGGAAUCAGAGCUGAAGAAGACCGCGGACCGUCUUAACCAGCUUGGACCUGGCAGGUGCGACUAUGUGACUGCGGAUUUGAAGGAUAAGGCCGGCUGUCUUGACUUGUGCAAGAAGGUUAAGCAGAAGACUGACCGCUUGACCGUGCUGUUGAACAACUCCGGGGCGACGUGGGGCGGCGCAUACGAUGACUUUCCGGAGUCCGGCUGGGACAAGAUCUACGCUCUUAACGUCAAGGCCAUGUUCUAUACCACCGUCGGCCUGGACGCUGAGCUCAAGAAGGGCGCCUCAGCCGGCAACCCCUCCCGCGUUAUCAACAUCGCCUCCAUGGCGGGCGUCCAGACUACGGAUGUCACAACUGGCUCUGAAGGCGGUCUCUCUGCUCCAGGCCACGGGACGUUCUCCUAUGGCCCAAGCAAGGCUGCUUGCAUUCACUUGACGAAGAUGCAAGCGAGCAAGCUCAUGCCGGAGCAUGUGACGGUGAACGUGAUCUGUCCUGGUGUCUUUCCGAGCCGGAUGACGGCGUAUGGGUUCGAGAGUGCGAUGGAUACCUUGGUCUCUGGGCAGCCGUCUGGUAGGGUGGGCAAGCCGGAGGACUUUGCUGGUGUGGUGUUAUUCUUGAGUUCGAUGGGGGCGGCGCAUAUGACUGGGAAUGUGAUUGAGUUGGAUGGCGGGAGUACGCAGAGCGGGUUUAGGUCGAAGAGGAAGGAGAGGGCGAAUAUGUAG